AUGGCCACUGAUAUCAAGAAAGACAAACUAGCCGCUCUGGAAAUCGCGCUGGGGCGCAUUGAAAAGGAUCACGGAAAAGGCGCUGUUAUGCGCCUGGGAGAGGAAGGUAUCCAACGGCUUUCUACAGAAGUAAUACCCACCGGGUCGCUGGCCUUGGAUAUUGCCUUGGGAGCGGGCGGAAUUCCCAGAGGCAGGGUGACAGAAAUUUACGGUAGUGAAUCUGCCGGAAAGUCCACCCUAGCCAUACACAUUAUGUCCGAGACCCAAAAAGCCGGCGGCAUUGCUGCUUACGUAGAUGCUGAACACGCCCUGGACCCCUCAUACGCCGCAAAUUGCGGUCUUGAUCUGGAAGAAUUACUGAUAUCUCAGCCUGACAGCGGUGAGCAAGCCCUCGACAUUACCGAGCAACUUGUGCGGAGCGGAGCGGUCGACGCCAUAGUGGUCGAUAGCGUGGCAGCUUUGGUACCACAGGCAGAGAUUGACGGCGACAUGGGAGACACCCAUGUUGGUCUUCAGGCACGGCUCAUGUCCCAGGCCCUUCGUAAGCUCACUUCAACGAUUCAUCACUCUCGCACCGCGGUAAUCUUCAUCAACCAGUUGCGAGAAAAGGUGGGAAUAACCUAUGGAAGCCCAGAGGUCACCCCUGGCGGACGCGCUCUCAAGUUCUACAGUUCGGUGCGAAUCGACCUGCGCCGGACCGAAUCCAUAAAACAGGGUACAGAAAUCAUUGGCAGCAGGGUCAGAGCCCGCAUAGUAAAGAACAAGAUAGCGGCACCCUUCCGGGUUACCGAAUUCGACAUUAUGUUCAAUAAGGGCAUCAGUAAAAUGGGGGACCUUCUGGAACUAGGCGUCAAUGAAGGCAUCCUGAAAAAAGCCGGGGCAUUCUACUCCUACGGCGACACUCGUCUCGGUCAGGGAAGGGAGAAUUCCAAAGAUUUCCUUGAUCAGCAUCAGGAAAUUGCCGAAUCCAUCGAGACAAGGCUCCGUGCCAAACUUUCUAACGAGCCUGAAGCUGCCGCUACGGACAAUCCGCCCACAGAAAAUGACGUAAACGCCAUUUUGGCCACGUUGUCCGAUCCAGAAGAAGCUGAAUAA
Messenger RNA from Geodia barretti, 1095 nucleotides. The record is from the annotation of a GenBank genome assembly. Lineage: Eukaryota; Metazoa; Porifera; Demospongiae; Tetractinellida; Geodiidae.